Molecule: messenger RNA, 1266 nt
Organism: Geodia barretti
Lineage: Eukaryota; Metazoa; Porifera; Demospongiae; Tetractinellida; Geodiidae
Source: the annotation of a GenBank genome assembly
AUGUCCCCAUCCGAUGAAUAUCGCGAUCUUCCCAUUUCGGCAUCCGGAGAGGGCAUUUCGCUGUACGUCCACGUACCCUUCUGCCUGAGCAAGUGCCCGUAUUGUGAUUUCAACACCUACCAGGGUAUCGAGUCCCAGUUUGAGGACUUCCUCACCGCCGCCAUACGGGAGAUAGCCGCCUGGUCCGUGGCGCUCGGUCGGCCAACCGUCAACACGAUUUUCCUGGGCGGGGGCACGCCUUCCUACCUGCCCGAUGGCGACGUGGCCCGCAUCCUGGACGCCAUCGCCUGCAGCUACGGGGUUCGCGCCGACGCCGAGAUAACCGCGGAGUGCAACCCCAACGACCUCACUCCCGCCAAGUGCGCCGAACUCCGGGGCGCCGGUAUCAAUCGGGUCAGCAUUGGUGUGCAGAGCAUGGACAACGGCCUGCUAUCCAUGCUGGGGCGCCGCCACGACGCCGCUGAGGCUGCGGAGGCGUUGGGCCGUUGCCGCCGCGCCGGUUUCGACAACGUGAGCCUGGACCUGAUGUACGGCCUGCCGCAUCAGUCGCUGGCCCAAUGGCGGGACACGGUGGGGCAGGUCGUUGCGCUGGCGCCGGAACACCUGUCCCUCUAUUCCCUCACGCUGGAGGAAGGCACCCCCCUGCGCCGCUGGGUACAGCAGGGUCGCCUGCCCGAGCCCGACCCUGACCUGGCUGCCGAUAUGUAUGACCACGCUCGCGCCGCCCUGGCCGCUGCCGGCUACCAUCACUAUGAGAUCAGCAAUUGGACGCUGCCCGGGCGAGACUCGGAGCACAACCUGGCUUACUGGCGGAACCUGCAGUGGCUGGGAGUUGGCCCGGGCGCCCAUUCGUCCCUGCGCGUCGGCGAGGUCGGGUCUGCCUGCCGGUUCUGGACCGUGCGGUCGCCCCGCGAUUAUGCCCGGCUGGGCCGGGAGUGGGCAACCAGCGCGGCUGAGGCCGGCGCGUGGCCGGCGAUGACCGUGGACCGCAUUGCGGCGGUCCCGACGGUCGACGGCUGGGAGGUAUCCGACGAGGCGACCACGGCCGCCGAGACCAUGUUCCUCGGCCUGCGCCUGCUGGACGGUAUGGACGUUGCCGCCGCCUCAGCGCGCAUCGGCAUCGACCUGUCCGCCCGCUACGAGCGGGAACUGGCGGAGUUGACGGCCGACGGGUUGCUGGUGUGGGAAAGCGACGACCGGCUGCGGUUGACGGAGGAGGCGUACCUGGUGGGGAACCAGGUGUUCACGCGGUUUUUGGUGGAAUAA